This is a messenger RNA of Coniosporium apollinis CBS 100218, 1140 nucleotides long. RefSeq lists its product as uncharacterized. The transcript has 2 exons. Gene Ontology annotation, biological process: secondary metabolic process. The coding region runs from base 1 to 1140 and encodes 379 amino acids. The record is from RefSeq and is a predicted model, not a curated record. NCBI's taxonomy places the organism in Eukaryota, Fungi, Ascomycota, Dothideomycetes.
AUGGGCGACCGUCACUGUCCCGUUGCGCUCUUUACCGGAGCAACGGCCGGAAUCGGCGAAGCCAUCCUGAAAGCUUACGCUAAACAGCACCGGGACGCUCGUAUCUACUUUGUCGGUCGCAAGGAAGAGUCCGCUCGGAAAAUCAUCGAGGAUGUUCGGGCGAUGUGGACUGAUGGCCAGGAGAGAGUGGAAGAUGAGGGAGAGAUCACGUUUGUCAAAGCGGAUUUAACGCUCUUGAGGAACGUGCAGAGCGUUGUGGAGGAGGUUAAGAGGAGGGAAGGAGGUGAGGGCAGGCUGGAUUUGCUGUGUAUGAGUCAGGGGUAUUUGACCCUCAAAGGGAGGCAAGAAACAUCCGAGCAUCAUGACGCGCCUCUCGUCCUUACUUUUCAUUCCCGCGCCUACCUCACCUACAGUCUCCUUCCCCUCCUCCGCUCUUCCAACUCCCCCAAUGGUGCGCGUGUCAUCUCUAUCCUCGCGCCGGGGGACGAAGGUCCUCUCUACCUAGAAGACCUGGACCUCAAAGAGAGGCAUCCGACCCUGAUUGAUUGGAUCUUCCCAGGAUGGCUAAGGCGUCUGACGGGGCUGGAUCCAGGCUACAUGAUGCUGAGAAUAAGUCAUUCCGUUAUCAUGACGACUCUCUUCUUCGAGGAGUUGGCGAGGCGCGAAAGAGAGAGGAUCCAAGAGGUCCAUCCAACGACGGAAGCAGCACCAGAUGUGCUCGGGCACAGUGGAGGUAAAGCUGGCGUCUCUUUCCUUCAUGUCUACCCCGGCCUUGUCAAGACGAACGAGUUCGAAAACGGAGACUUUCCGGUUGCGCUAAAGUUUUUCUUCACACGGAUCCUGCUGCCUCUCAUUACGCCUAUGGCAGUGCCUGUGGAGAAGGUCGGAGAGGGCGUUACAUCGAUGGUGGAGGAUAAGAGGUUCAGCCUCUCCCGAUCCAUUGAAGGCGAACAAGCUGAGGUAGCUGAGCUUGGUUCGGAUGGGGUGAGAGGAAGCGGGUCAUACUGUCUCAGCUGGGACGGAAGAAGGAAGGUAAAGGAAAAUGUGUUGGAGGCACUGAGGAAGAAGGGGGCGAGCGAGUUACUCUGGGAGCAUUUUGAAGAGGGUUUGGGGUUUUUGGAUACUACGACAGGCGAGUAA